AUGGCGACUCGGUCGCAUCUUCUACCAAGUCCGCUGGACUGGAAAUUGGUCCUAGUUGCUGGAGUCGGGCUGUUCUCGGCGGGAGCAAUUGCAAGAGGGUUGUUCAGGAGUCCGAGAACGGCGGCCGUGUUCCCGUCGCCACAGAAAACGCUGCUGCCAAAGCUGUCGGAUGCCGAGAAGUCAGAGCUGCCAUAUCCGCCAGACGUCUUACCUGGGGCAAGAGAUGUGGAUACGCCGUAUGGCUCGAUCAGAGUCUACGAGUUUGGACCCGAGGACGGUCGAAAGGUGAUACUUGUGCAUGGCAUCAGCACGCCUGCGAUCGCCCUAGGAUCUGUCGCAAACGUUCUUGCGGAUAGCGGGUGUCGUGUUCUCCUCUUUGACCUGUUCGGUCGUGGCUAUUCCGACACUCCGGGAGAUGUCCAGCACGACAUUAGACUUUUCACAACUCAGAUUCUUCUGGCUCUCGCCUCGUCCCCGCUGUCGUGGACUGGUGCCGGCUCUGGGAAAUUCUCCAUGAUUGGAUAUUCCUUCGGUGGAGGAGUCGUCACAUCUUUCGCGUCCUACUUCCCGGACCUCGUUGAUAGCUUAAUCUUGUUUGCGCCAGCCGGUCUCAUCCGACCUCACCAUAUCAGCAAGACGAACCGCAUAAUAUACCAGGAAGGUGUCAUUCCGGAGCCAUUGCUCCAGCGCAUCAUCAAGAACCGACUGAGGACCCCACUCUCGACGCCCCCUGAUGAGAAGGGCAAGAAGGUCGACGCAACCAACGCUGUCAAAGCUGAAGUGAACAUUGAGUAUAACUCUCAAGCGGUGCUGUCGAAGAAGUACCCCCAUGUUACUGUUGUCAAGGCAGUGGCUCACCAAGUUGAUCAUCAUCCUGGAUUCGUCCAAGCAUUCAUCUCGAGCAUUCGAUAUGGACCAGUCAGGGAACAGCACGACCGCUGGCGCAUUGUGGGGAGGAGGUUGAGCAAACUUAAUCAAGAAAAUGGGACUCACAAGAAAGUCCUUAUUGUUCUUGGUGAACAUGAUCCGAUCAUCGUCAGAGAAGAGCUUGAAGAAGAUGCGGCCGACGUUUUCUACGGCAACGUCGAGUUUGCCACUUACGAUGCCGGCCACGAGGCGCCUGUCACCAAAGGGGACCAGAUAGCAAUGAGCAUCCUUGACUUCUGGAAACGAGGUGACUGA
This is a messenger RNA of Exophiala aquamarina CBS 119918, 1182 nucleotides long. RefSeq lists its product as uncharacterized. The transcript has a single exon. The coding region runs from base 1 to 1182 and encodes 393 amino acids. Lineage: Eukaryota; Fungi; Ascomycota; Eurotiomycetes; Chaetothyriales; Herpotrichiellaceae. The record is from RefSeq and is a predicted model, not a curated record.